AUGGGGCUGGCCGAGAAAGACGAACUGCACAAAUGUAUCAAUAAAAACCUGGCCCGGGUUUUCAUCAGGCCGGCCUCCUCCCCUUUUGCGGCCCCGGUUCUCUUCUGGAAGAAGAAAGAUGGGGGGUUGAGGCUGUGCACGGAUUACCGGGGAUUGAAUGCGGUGUCUUCGAUCAAUGCUUACCCCAUGCCCUUGAUCAAAAAUUUUGAAGUUGGAUCUCCACGAUGCUUACUUUCAGGAGAGAGCUUGAGCCCAGCCCGCAGCUCUGCCAAGCGGAAGAAGAAGCAAAGGAGGAACCGGACCACCUUCAACAGCAGCCAGCUCCAGGCCCUGGAGAGGGUUUUCGAGAGGACACACUACCCGGAUGCCUUCGUGCGGGAGGAGCUGGCGCGGAGGGUGAGCCUCAGUGAAGCCAGAGUGCAGGUCUGGUUUCAAAACCGAAGAGCCAAGUUCCGCCGUAACGAGAGAGCCAUGCUAGCCAACAGGUCGGCGUCUCUCCUGAAAUCCUACAGCCAGGAUGCAGCCAUUGAACAGCCCAUGGCCCCCCGACCCACCAGCCUGAGCCCGGACUAUCUCUCCUGGUCUACCACAUCCCCAUACAGCACAGUGCCUUCCUACAGCUCCAGCGGUGCCACCACGCCUACCCAAGGGGUGAACAUGGCCAACAGCAUUGCCAGCCUACGCCUCAAAGCCAAAGAGUUCAGCCUCCAUCAGAACCAGGUGCCCACCGUGAACUGACCGCAGGGCCUCUUGCGUGCCCCAGUCGGGAUCUUCUCCUGCCCCAGACACCAGCAUCAAUUCCAGGUUGCUGAGCAACCGAGACCUCAGUGAUUCACGCACCAGCAGUGCCAAAUCCCGUCGUGCAGUCUCUGCUCCCUUGGUGCCCCUGCUGAAGACAGAGCGAGCGUUGACAGAAUUCUGCGGACCUCCAUUGGCGAGGAGGAGGCAUUUCCCACCUUGUCAAACUCAAAACAACAACACCUUUUUUCAGUGCAGAGGACCUGUGAAUCUUUCAAGAUGAAAGAGAUCUGCCCCAUUUGCCUGAGCAAAAAAGAACCACAGGACAGAUCCACAACCCGCUCUUGGAUUUGAUUCGAAGUGCCUGGACACCCAAAGAACUUCCGAGCACUUGGGAGCAGAGGCUGGGAACGUAAACCCAUUGCCCCCGUGAUUAACUCGUUCCCCUUCCCAACCCCAGUCUGUCCCUUCAGUGUGGCUGACUUUAGUUCUACAAAACAGUGGCGCGAUCCAUGCGAAUAAACAGAUGUAUGAAUUGAUGUUGAUAGACUGACUGCGGUGCCUGAAAAAGAAAAGACACCCCCCCAAAAAAAAGGGGAAAUCCAGCUCUCCAAACCCUGCUGUACAUAUUCC
Molecule: messenger RNA, 1371 nt
Organism: Gekko japonicus
Lineage: Eukaryota; Metazoa; Chordata; Lepidosauria; Squamata; Gekkonidae
Gene: PRRX2
Product: paired related homeobox 2
Exons: 4
Coding region: 1-738 (245 amino acids)
Biological process (GO): regulation of DNA-templated transcription
Molecular function (GO): DNA binding; DNA-binding transcription factor activity, RNA polymerase II-specific
Source: RefSeq, a predicted model, not a curated record